Messenger RNA from Xenopus tropicalis (tropical clawed frog), 6330 nucleotides. It is a transcript of the gene wdr44, whose product is annotated as WD repeat domain 44. The transcript is spliced from 20 exons. The record is from RefSeq and is a predicted model, not a curated record. Gene Ontology annotation, cellular component: endosome membrane. The coding region runs from base 988 to 3726 and encodes 912 amino acids. Lineage: Eukaryota; Metazoa; Chordata; Amphibia; Anura; Pipidae.
CAAUAUAUCAUUUAUUAGUUUCACACAUACCCAGAUUAAAUCCUUCCAUACUUCCUAUAUCUAGCCAGCAUACAAUAUCUAGCUGAAUAUACUGCUGGCCAGGGGCGCUGUUGCCAUGAGGUGAGAAACACACCUCAGGUGGCAGCAACCCAUGUUACCAGGGAUGGCAAAAAGCCACUCCUGGUAACUUUAAGAGUAAAAAUUCCGAUUUUAAUAUUGGAAUUUCAGCUCUGCUAAAUCAGAGAGCACUUGUUCUGCAACGCUGAGAAUCAUAAGUGUCUUGUGCAAAGGAAGGGGGCAGCAUUUCUUUCUCCUGUUCGAAAAGCUUUACCUGUGUCUCCUCCUGCCUCUUAACUUUAGCCCGAGUAAAUAAGGGUAGAGUGACCAGAUCGCUUAAAAAUUCAGCUAACAGGGUGAACGAUUGCAGUUUAUUUUAAAUGCAAUUAGUGCUGCCCUGCAACAUGUAUUUAUUAGUCGUGUCACUUAUUUUUCAAGUCAUCUGGUCACUCUAAAUUAGGGAUCUGCGAUCCCUAACGCUCCAAUAGCUAGAGAAGUACAGCCCCUGCCUAGGGCGCCACACGGAGCGACUAUUACCACCCAGGAGAAGGAGCAGCCGUCACACCUUAUGCACAACAGACCGCUAUCGCUACGAAGGACGUUGUCCCCAUAUGGAAACUCACUUCUGUAACUAUACAUGCCUUCCUUACUGGCUUAACUUACUCAUCUGAUUGAACGAUCACUCUCCCAUUGCCUCAGCGCUGUGAUAGCCCCUCCCCACUCUCGCCCUGUCAGUGUGUAAUCUCGCGAGACUGGCCUGUGUUUUUGUGAGUACGCUGGCCCUCCUAUUCCCUUGCCUUGGCCUGUCAGCAGGAGCCUGUAGCCUGAAUGCUGGGCCGGCCAGCGCCCCCGGGGAGCAGCGCCCAGUGAGGCCUCUCAGCCCAAACAGUACCAAGAGCAGGCCGGAUCCAAACCGCCUGCCCCUAUCUCAUGGCGUCCGACAGCGACACGGAGGAAUUUUUUGAUGCCCCGGAGGAUGUCAACCUAUCCUGUUCUCCUGCGGUAUCUCCUACAAAAUCUGAAACAUUUAUCCUGAAGGAAGAGGUCACCCAUUCCAGGAAUGCUGAAACUAGAAACAUAGAUCUGAAGCAAGAUGACUCAAAAGAGAUAAUUGACAGCAUUAUUGAGGAAAGCCAGAAGUACAGUGACACAGAAAAUGCACACCCAGUUGUAGAGGAGAAGCCUGAAAUAUUACAUGAAACUUUAACAGCAGAAACUUCAAAAACUAGCCAAGAUCUUCUGAGCAAUAUUCCUGAACUGGUAGUUACAGAGUCUACCUUCCAUGAUGGUGUGGAUGAUCCUGUACAGCAACAGAUUGGUGAACAUGUAGAGCCAGACAAUAGUAGGACUCAAAAGGCAGGUCCUUCAGCUGAUCCUUCAUAUGUAUCAUCUGCAAUAGAAAAUAUUGUUGACUUAACUCAAGACCUUAAAAUAAUUGAAGACCUUAAAAUAGAAGAAGAGCCAGAAAUAUCACUUAUUCAAGAAGAAAAUAAAGAUCCCUCAAAACAUAUUGUGGAAGAUGUGUUACCUAAUAUACCAACAUCUGAUAUCCUAGAACAAUUACCACCUGCUAAACCUCCCAGGCAGAUCUGUGUGGAGCCUGACAUAGUAGCAAGCACCAAAAAACCUGGACCAACACGGCCCCCACUACCAAUAAAUGUUCCCCCUCCACGGCCCCCACCACCAGCAAGGCCAGCGCCUCCUCCACGCAAGAAGAAAAGUGACACUGAUUUUGACAGAUCUUCUGGUUUUGAGUAUCAGAAGGAUGGAUUCUUGGGUGGAGGACUUUUAUCCCCAAACACAUUAACAGAAAAUAUGAACAGGGAUUCACAGCCAUCCUUGGAUUUAGCUAGUGCUACAAGUGGGGAAAAAGUAGUCACAGCACAGGAAAAUGGAAAAGCAGCAGACGGGCAACUGUCCUGUCAAGCCAUUGAAAGUCUUGGCCCACAAAGACCUCGCUCAAACUCGGGAAGAGAGCUUACUGAUGAAGAAAUUUUAGCUAGUGUGAUGAUUAAGAACCUGGAUACAGGGGAGGAAAUUCCUUUGAGCCUGGCUGAGGAGAAACUGCCUACCGGUAUCAAUCCUUUGACCUUACAUAUCAUGAGAAGAACAAAGGAGUAUGUAAGCAAUGAUGCAGCACAGUCUGAUGAUGAGGACAAGCCUCAGCCCCAUCAAUCUGAAACUGAUGGAGGAAAACUAAAGCAGAAGACGACUCAGCUAAAAAAAUUUUUAGGGAAAUCUGUCAAAAGGGCAAAACAUCUUGCAGAAGAAUAUGGAGAGCGUGCAGUUAAUAAAGUGAAAAGUGUUAGAGACGAAGUUUUUCACACUGAUCAAGAUGACCCAUCUUCCAGCGAUGAUGAAGGAAUGCCCUACACAAGACCUGUAAAAUUUAAAGCUGCACAUGGUUUUAAGGGACCAUACGACUUUGAGCAAAUCAAAGUAGUGCAGGAUUUGAGUGGAGAGCAUGUGGGUGCUGUAUGGACAAUGAAAUUUUCUCACUGUGGUCGAUUGCUUGCCUCAGCUGGCCAAGACAAUGUAGUGAGAAUAUGGGUUCUUAAAAAUGCAUUUGAUUAUUUCAAUAACAUGCGAAUCAAGUACAACACAGAAGGAAGGGUGUCCCCAUCCCCAUCUCAGGAAAGUCUUAAUUCUUCCAAGUCUGACACAGAUGGAGGGGUCUAUAGUGCAACAGACGACAUGGACCCUGAUGAUAAAAAUGCCCCCUUUCGACAGGUGCCAUUUUGUAAAUACAAAGGACACACAGCCGAUCUUCUGGACUUGUCCUGGUCUAAAAAUUAUUUCUUACUCUCAUCAUCAAUGGACAAGACAGUGCGUCUGUGGCAUAUAUCCAGGAGGGAGUGUCUUUGUUGCUUCCAGCAUAUUGAUUUUGUUACAGCAAUAGCUUUCCAUCCAAGGGAUGAUCGUUACUUCUUAAGUGGUUCUCUUGAUGGUAAACUCAGGCUUUGGAAUAUUCCUGACAAGAAAGUUGCUUUGUGGAACGAGAUUGAUGGACAAACGAAAUUAAUUACAGCCGCUAACUUUUGUCAAAAUGGAAAACAUGCAGUUAUUGGCACGUAUGAUGGAAGGUGCAUUUUUUAUGAUACUGAGCAUUUAAAAUACCAUACCCAAAUACAUGUACGCUCCACGAGAGGGCGAAACAGGGUAGGAAGAAAAAUUACUGGAAUAGAGCCAUUACCGGGUGAAAAUAAGAUUUUGGUGACCUCAAACGACUCCAGAAUAAGGCUGUAUGACUUGAGAGAUCUGUCAUUAUCAAUGAAAUACAAAGGCUGUGUUAAUAGUAGCAGUCAGAUAAAAGCAAGCUUCAGUCAUGAUUUUACAUACAUUGUAAGCGGCUCUGAAGAUAAAUAUGUUUAUAUCUGGAGUACGUACCAUGAUCUAAGCAAGUUCACAUCAGUCAGAAGAGAUCGCAAUGACUUCUGGGAGGGAAUUAAAGCACACAAUGCAGUUGUUACGUCUGCCAUCUUUGCACCAAACCCAGGCCUAAUGGUAUCAGCAGAAACGUCUUCUGAAAAACAAGAAGGUGACCAAGCAGAGCCAGUAGAAAAUAUACCAUCAGGUGCAUUGAAAUCUGACCAUACAGAAGUGCUUCUCUCUGCUGAUUUUACUGGAGCAAUUAAAGUAUUCAUUAACAAAAAGAAGAAUAUAGCAUGAACCGAAACACAAUCUACUAUUAGGAAAUGUUCCCACAGCCAAGAGUACUUGAAACAUGAUGGUGACACAUAACUUGGCACAUCCUCAGUAGAUCCCUCAAACCUUGGUCGCCAAAAGAAUUUCUAACUCAUGAAACUGAAGAUACAGAUUAGUAUCAUCUCCUCCUCCUAAUCCACAGGUCAGCUACGUACGACACUGCAGAUGUUGUGGAACCUCAUUCCUUAAAUAAUUUAGGUCUUAGCUGCUGAAAUUUAAAAAUGAUGGAAACUGCGAGUUUAUCAAUAUCUGCAAUGUUUAGUUAAUCUGUAAGUUACAAUAUCAAUUUUAGAAGUAAGCAAAUAGCAAAUAUUUGUUUAGUGCAAAUGGAGUCUUUAGCCAGGAGUGCCAUUUUUCUGCUUCCAAUGGAUGCUGUUAUGCAGUUUUUCUUAUCUGGUAACAACCUGUGUGUUUUUAUUAAGAGGGAGCCACCUUGCUCUGUAUCUUCAGUUCCACCCUGGCCAUGAAAAGCAAAGUCAACAUUGCACAAGUUUGUCUGUGUGACUGCAUGUGAAGCAGGUCUUUGCAGCUAGGAUGGGGAUCCUUUGUAAGCAGUACCCAGUAGUUCAUAUUAAGGGCAACUAUAGUCCAUAGUAACUUGUACUUUGGUCCUGUGGCUGCUGUACUAGGACCCCUUGGCAUAGCAGACCAUAUAAUAUUAUUAAGAUAUUAACUUACACCCCUGAAGGUUACUUCAAUAACCUUGUGCAUUGGAAUAUUUGGGACUGCCUGUCUUCAGUUUAAUACCUGAGUCAUACAUACAACUGUCUUAUAGAAAAUACCCGAUGGGCAUUUUAACCAGCCCAGUGGGCACCAGGGGAAGGAUGAGAUUAUGUCCUAAGGCAGUGUACAUUAAUAAAGUUGAUAUAGCAGGACUUUUGUACCUCCAGACCCAUACUAUGAAAAUAAGAGUUGUUACUUCUUACAUGUACUUGGCCUUAAAAGCUUAUUCAGCCUUCAUUCUGCCCGGAUUGUCAGUACAGCUCAAUACAGUGGAAAUCCAUUUAUUGCAUUCCAGAAUUAAACUUUAAAUGUGUGAUCUGAAAUGCAGGUCAGAAAAAGUCCUUAGUCAUAGAAAUGUUGGUAUAGUGACCAUCUGGCUUAGUUUGCUGAGAGGCUACAUUUGGUGACCUGUAUAUAUUUUUUGGUUAUAGAUGAACCAUUCUUAAUCUUUAACCAAUAUCAUUUUUAAAGGAAACAUUGUAUGUUCUUAGAAGGAAUGUCUUAUCGGAUCUAAGUGAUUAGGCAAAGACAAGAUUUAUCACUAAGACAACAUCUGUUUAUUAUGUGUCAAAUGCUUUUACUUCUAAUGCACAAAUCAGAACAUAUAUGUGGAGGCAGUUAGCACAUAAGCACAUUGCUUGGCUAUAAAUUCCCUAGGUAAAAGAUAUACUCCUGCCAUGUGUUGGUUGGUGGCUUAAGGUUUUAAAUGGUCUACUGCAUGUACAGCAUAAAUUAUUUGCAGUGCCACAGCUAUGUGGUAGCCAUGUACGAGACUACUAGAAAGCAGUAUGUCUGUCACACAAAGUGCUUGCUUGUUAUUUCUCCUUAGUUAGUAGACUAUAUAACUUACUUUACCUUUUUCUUCUCACAUUAAUGGCUAAAUAGAGAAUUUUUUGCAGCAGACAAUAAUGUAGGCCAUAUGCAGAUUCAGAUGCAGUGGUUACAGACACAUAUAUAUGUGCUUUGCUUGCACGCUUUAGCAUUACCAUUUCAUACUUAUCCUUACAGAAAUACAAUCAUGGAAGAUUAACCUUCUAAACCAUUCAGCAAUGAAUUUUAGAUUUCCCUGUCAUGCUCAACAUUAAAUUGUUAAAUGGUGCUACACCAAUCAAAAUAUUUAACCCCCACUGGUUUAGGGGCAAUGCAGUACUAAGCAUUGUAGACUUAUUUAUUAACUAUAAUGGAAAAAAGAGUAUAUGUUCUUUUUAUGUGAAAUGGGAAAGGAGAAUAUUUUUAUUUUCUGUUGCACAAAAUUGCAUUUUCUGAUUAUCUAUGUUGGUGGUACCUAUCAAUAGAAUAAAAUGUUGUUUCUUUUAGGUCAGAACAUUUUAAAGUGAAAACUUUCUGGGAUUUGCUUGCAACCUUUGCUUCUGUAUUUUUUGUUGUGACUUAUACAUUGAUUUGUAUCGCCUGCUUUGCACUCUGGGGCACAUUACUUUUGCAUUUAAAAAACUCAUUCCUUCUGCAUCAGCCCAUUAGUCUUUUAGGGGCCUGACAGCCCCUACCUUCUGUGUGGGCUUAAGAUGCGUUCUUUUGCACCUAUGAUGUUUUUGGUGUCCUAAAGCAUUAAAGGGUCAUUCUGAGCAAUGAUAGGGGUUUUUCAAAACUGUGUAAAAAGAUAAUUGUUUACAUUUUUUUUAACUCUUGUAGUUUCAGUGAAAGCUUUAUUUCUGUUAAGGUAAUUUGGGAAAGAAAUAUGUAUAUAAAUAUGAGCUCACUAUGUACCAAUGAAAUAACUUUCUGAGUUAUUGAUGGUCAAAUGUGGACAAAUAAAAAAAAAAAAAAAAAAAAACAACAAAAAAAAAAACUGUCAUUAAAAGCUGAUCACCGAAAACUUGUUGAAUG